UUCCCGCCCAGCGCCGCCGGGAGCGAGGGCGGCGGCGGCGGUUCCCAUGGAGAUGGAAGAUGGCGCCCAGGAGCCGCCAGCGCUCCUCGGCGCCGCUUCAGGUCCUGCUUUUCCUCAACGGCUGGUACAGCGCUACCUACUUCCUCCUGGAGGCCUUCGUCUUCGUGUACAAAGUGCUGCUGCUGCCCUACCCCUUCACCAACCUGGUGCUGGACGUGGUGCUGCUCUUCCUCUACCUCGGCACUGAGGCCACCCGCAUCUUCUUCGGGUCCAAGGGCAACCUUUGCCAGCGGAAGGUGCCGCUCUCCAUCAGCCUGGCCCUGACCGUCCCGGCGGCCGUGAUGGCGACCUAUUACCUGCUGCUGCAGACCUAUGCCCUGCGUCUGGAAGCCAUCCUCAGCGCCAUCCUCCUCCUCUUCUAUGCCGUGGAGCUGCUGCUGGGCGUCCUCCUGCUGGUCUCCUUUUCCAGCGUGGAUUCGUACUGAGGCCCCGCGCCGCGCCAAAGGACCCGGCACAGGUACGCGAGGUGGCGGGGAGCCCCGCUGCUGGCUCCGCCACCCAAACCAGACCCACGCCGGUGCCCGCGGGCAGGGGACAUCUCCACCCAACCCGCUGCCACCCGGGACGCGGCCCCCAGGGCUUGUGACACGCAGGUCAGUUCGAGGUACGGAGAAUUAUUAUUUUUUUUUUUUUUUCUACUGCCUUCUCAGAAUAAUUCACUAUUUUCCAAUAAAUAUUUAUUUUUA
Molecule: messenger RNA, 746 nt
Organism: Chroicocephalus ridibundus (black-headed gull)
Lineage: Eukaryota; Metazoa; Chordata; Aves; Charadriiformes; Laridae
Gene: TMEM216
Product: transmembrane protein 216
Exons: 5
Coding region: 60-485 (141 amino acids)
Biological process (GO): non-motile cilium assembly
Cellular component (GO): ciliary transition zone
Source: RefSeq, a predicted model, not a curated record